Spirometra erinaceieuropaei is the source of this 939-nucleotide messenger RNA. NCBI's taxonomy places the organism in Eukaryota, Metazoa, Platyhelminthes, Cestoda, Diphyllobothriidea, Diphyllobothriidae. The record is from the annotation of a GenBank genome assembly.
AUGCAGCUGCGCUGGAGAGGCCACCUGGUGCGCAUGGACGACGAGCGACUACCCAAACGACUCUUCUACGGAGACGUUGCGGCGGGUUCUCGCCGUCAAGGAGGCCAGAUUCGCCGUUACAAGGAUACCCUGAAGUCCUCCCUGUAACGCCUGCAAAUCAACCCCACCAACUGGGAGGAGCUCGCACUCGGUCGACCGACCUGGAGGAGGACAGUGAAGACAGGCGCUGCGAUCUACGAAGCCAACCGCAUAGCUGCCGACAAAGCGAAACGCGAAGCCCGCAAAUCACAACUUCGCCCAGUACACAACGCCGCCGCACAACCGCUUCCAACGUGUCCUCGAUGUCAACGGACAUUCCGUGCUCGAAUUGGACUUGUUGGACAUCUUCGGAUCAAUCGCGCCUCUCGAACUGCACCAACCAUCGUCCCCCUGCAGGCCUCUUGCUCCUCUCCGCCGCCAACUAACUCUGACAAUUUUUCUGACCCACCACUUCCUUCCUCCUCCUCCUCCUCCUACUCCUCCUCCACUGCUCCAACGACGGCCGCUCAGGCGACUGUCCCGCGCGCAACAGCCGAUACCACCACAACCACCUCCCCCGACCCCAGCGAUGAGGAUCAGGACUACACCUGCCCUCACUGUGACCACACCUUCACCUCACACAUCGGCCUGGUCGAUCACUUGCGAAUCUAUCGCACAGAGACUGGCGAACCAGUGCGUGAAGCACCAACCUACACCCACCGCACCCGCCUCCACUGCCCACUCCUCGCACCUUCAGGCAUCGCAUGGGUCUAUUCGGCCAAAUGCGCAUCCACGAGAGCGGAAUUGACCGCAACUCCGACACACCCACCACAUCCAGCACAUCCAUCACGCCCAGUCCCACCCUCGCUCCAUGGCUCUGCGCGCCCAUCACCACCACCACCAUCACCGCGUCCUCCGUAG